Macrosteles quadrilineatus (aster leafhopper) is the source of this 5582-nucleotide messenger RNA. RefSeq names its product synaptogenesis protein syg-2-like. Bases 678 to 3218 code for a protein of 846 amino acids. NCBI's taxonomy places the organism in Eukaryota, Metazoa, Arthropoda, Insecta, Hemiptera, Cicadellidae. The record is from RefSeq and is a predicted model, not a curated record. Gene Ontology annotation, molecular function: protein binding. The transcript has 14 exons.
GUGGAGCGGUACACAUCGUCGCACGUCGUGAACGUGACUAACCGGCCCGCCCUUACGUGACAUCACGUAACGUCUGCAGUGUAAAUUAUACAGUGACAUCAGUUGAUACGUGUGACAGUUUCUAGUUUACGAAGGAUUAUUGUUACCUAAGACUAACUGAGUCAUCGAGUGGCGUUUAAGAAGGUUAAUUAGUGAAUAUUAAGUAAUUUUUAUGGGAAGAAACAAAUUAUUGUAUGGAACUGUAAUUUAAUCAUUGAAGAUGAUAUUGUGUACGAUGCUUUCUUUACAAUAUGAAUACGUAUCCCAUAAAAACACAUCAUAACAUUUAAAAACCAUAGGUUAUUUAUUAGUUAUAACUAAACAAUUCUUAAAUAGAAAAAUCAAUUAAAUAAAUAAAUAAAAACUAUUUGUUUACAAGUUUUUAUGACAGUUUCAUUUUUCAUUUAACGAGCAGUGAUUUGAACGACGUUUUAAGCAAGUUUCGUCUGCCUUCCUCCGUUGCAGUAGCACGCCCACGGAACUGGCAGUGUACUUAACCGCAAUUAUACAUCGACAGACGGAAUUGGCCGUAAUGAGGGGAAUGUUGGAGGUCAAAUGGUGUUAACAGUGUUCCGACUCCCACAACGGAUGUGUCUGUGCCAGGUCCGUGUCAGAGUGUCGUGUCAAGUGUCAUAGUCAUGAAAUCCUUCGUUUCAAACUUUGGGCUUCUGGCCUGCUUCGUCGCCGCUGUGUCAUUCUUGGAUACUACGUUCGCUCAAGGACCGCCGCAGGUAGUACAGGCGGUAGUGAAGGGAUCAGCAGUUCUUCCCUGUGACAUGACAGCUCCCGUGGCCAACGACAGCGUCCUUCUGGUCGUCUGGUACAAGAGUGAUAUGCGGCCGAUAUACAGUUAUGACCUCCGCAAGAAGGACCUGAAAGACAACCACUGGCACGACAGAGACACACUGGGUGGUCGGGCCUACUUCAGGACCAUGUCCGAGCCUGCUGGUCUGGUGAUCGACACAGUAGAGCUGACAGACGAGGCGGACUACCGCUGCAGAGUAGACUUCAGGAAGUCUCCGACCAGGAACUACAAGGUCAAACUUAUCGUCACAGUUCCUCCAGAGAAGCCUUACAUAAUUGAUGACAGAGGGAAGGAAAUUCAGGAGCUUGCAGGCCCGUACGAAGAAGGGUCUGAAAUGAAUCUACGUUGUAUUGUAAAAGGAGGCCAACCGCCGCCGGUAGUUAAGUGGUGGCGAGGACCCACACUGCUGGAGGCCCGAGAGACCAACAGUUCACGCGACCUCAGUGUGAGGGAGAGUAGGUUGUUGGUGCGACGUUUGGACCGCAGUGAUCUCCACGCCACCUACACCUGCACAGCAAGCAACAACAACGUCACUACCCCUGUGUCUGCUGCCGUCCGCGUAGAGAUGCAUUUCAAACCACUGAGCGCGCAGAUACUGACGAGCUACGUGCCUCUGUCUGCUGAAAGGAAGGUUGAGAUCGUUUGUCAGGCCAUAGGAUCACGACCUCCCGCCAAAAUCAGCUGGUGGAAGGACAACAAACACCUUGAUGAUUACACUGAAACGGUAUCGACUGACGGAAACGUGACAAUAUCCACAUUGAUGUUCAAACCAACGUUGCUGGACCAUGAGAAGACUCUGACCUGCAGAGCUGACAAUCAACAUGUCAAGGCAGGUGCUGAGGAGGACUCCUGGAAACUCAACAUAUACUUCAUUCCAGUACUUCAACUGGAGCUUGGGUCAAAGAUGAAUCCAAAUGACAUUGAAGAAGGUGAUGAUGUUUACUUUGAAUGCAAGAUCCACGCAAACCCAGCAGCAUAUAAAGUCGUUUGGAGACAUAACAACCAAGUUGUGCAGCACAACCAGAAGCUUGGUGUCAUAGUCAGCAAUCAGGACCUGGCCCUGCAGUCGGUCAAGAGGAACCAAGCAGGGAACUACACUUGCACAGCUUCUAACGUGGAGGGUGACGGCGAGAGUAACAUGGUGCAACUCAAAGUCAUGUAUGCACCGAUGUGUAAGCCAGACCAGAAGCGUGUGUACGGGGUGGCCAAGGAGGAGCGUGCCAACGUGCUGUGCGAGGUCGACUCGUAUCCUCAGCCUGAAGAGUUCGUGUGGAAGUUCAACAACAGCGCGAUGACCCAGGAGGUCGCCCCUGAGAGAUACACCUCCGCACUCCUGCUCAGGAUGUCGACUCUUACCUACAUACCACAGAACGAGCUCGACUUUGGCACUGUCAUGUGUUGGGCCAAGAACGCGGCGGGAGCUCAGUUAGAGCCGUGUGUGUUUCACAUAAUCGCCGCUGGACACCCUGAUCCACCACUGAACUGUACGGUGACCAACCAGACGUCGGAGUCGCUGGAAGUAGAGUGUCUAGAGGGGUUCGAUGGUGGCCAGCAGCAGAAGUUCCACCUAGAGGUGCGAGACGUGGUCACAGAGAGGCUAGUAGCCAACAAGACCUCACUCAGGCCAAGCUUCCUUGUGGACGGUCUGGGCCCAGGCAGAGUCAUGCGAAUGUUGUUGUACUCCAGUAACGCCAAGGGCAAGAGUGACGCGCUCAUCGUUGAGGGGUUCACACUCAAGGCGGCCGAGAAACAAACAGGUCCACCCGUGGGGCUUGACGUGAUGCCACUGGUAGGGGUGGGUCUCUUGGCAACGACAGUGCUGCUGGUGUGCCUCGUGAUCGUCCUGGGGGCGAUACGACUGAGGACUGGCGGGGGCGCGGCACAGAGACCUCAGGUGCUUGCCAUCAAGGACAAAGCCACGCUGCCUCUUCGCUCCGACGUGCAAGACCUCUACGACAUGGACGACAAGAACCCUGACCUCAUACCGUGCAAUAAAGGUUCAGACUACCAGCUCGUGUCGAACGUCGGGACACCAGCUGCUGGUGACGUCACCACACCCACGCCGCCAACAGCGCCGCUGUACGACGACAAUACACCUCGCAACAACGUCAUCUCCAGGAAUGGCGACCUCUACGAUAAUUAUAAGAAUAACUACUUAUCUCAGCGGCCUAGUGAUGACGUGACAUAUGCAGAGCUCUGUCUCAGUAGACCUACCAGUCUCGUGGACCGAGGGAGAGAUCCUACGAUAUAUGCUGAGAUUGAUCACAACCGUCGUGCCAACCUCCCUCAUUCGUUGGUGUCUCCUGCCACGCACCGUGAAAUUGUGACCGUGAGGACUCCUCUCAUGGGAAGCCAGCAAGAGAGCUGUGUAUAGCUUGUUUUGGCUGCUUAAAUAUUAUUUUAUAUUGUUAACUAAUAUCGAGCAAAGUAUUAAAUUCAGAAUGUUUGCGUGCAACUAAAUUUUAAAAGCUCUAUACUCAAUGUUUUUAAUCAAACUACUCAUCAUCCAUGCAAAGCCAUAGAUGAUAGUUUAUUUUUAAUUCAAGUCAAGUAACAAAACCCAUCAAACAAUGAAACAAAGCUAGUUAAUUGAUUGGGCGUGAAUGUUGAUAUGGUCAUUGUUCUUGUUAAUAACAAAAUACUACUAUUACCAAUUAGGAAAAGUAAAAUAUUUACUUUUUUUUAAGGGUAUAUACGUUGAUUACUGUAAUGUUAUCUUUAUUAUUCCUAAUGUAGUUGAAGAUUAUUUGCAUUUAAUACAACCCGACGAGAUUAUGAAUUCCAAUUAACAAAUACCAAUUCGGUUAAGUUUGUCAAAGAAAAAUACAUAUAAAAUUGCAUCUUUUAAAACGAAAUAAAGCGUGCAAUGCCUUUCUGAUUUUGAUACUUUGUUUUAUAAAUACGAGUGAUAAAUUUGGAAGUAAUAAUUGAAAGAAAGUGACACGCAUUAACCUAAAGUUACUACUCUAUCACUAGAAUCUAGGAAAUUUAAUUAUGUGUACAUAUUUGUAAAUUGUUCAAAUAGGGUACUAUUGAAAUGUUUUUAUCCUAAUACUAUUUAUUUAAAUGACCUGUGAAUAUAUAUUUUUUUUAUAACUAAAUAAUUCAUAUCUUUUAAAUUUUCAUAGGCCUACCAUAGUCAUAUCUUUUGAAAUGCUGCAUAUCGUAUUACAUACCUGAAAUAGAUCAAACCUAAAGUUAAGUUUGAAUAAUUAUUGUAGUUUUGCUCUGAACAAAACAUAUAUUAAAUUGUACCUGAAAAUCAUAUCGGUAUUGAAAAUAAACUUAGUAAUUACUGAGACUCUCAUCACUAUUGUCAUAACUCAGAGGAGAACGGAAAAUAUGUUAUAAAAUAUGUUAUUAUAAAAUAUUGUAGUGGGUUGAUUUACAAGCUGACGUUUGGGUGUAUAAAUUGUAUUUUGAAACCAAUGAACCAAAGAUCACAAAUAUUAAACUACAUUAAAUGACAAGUAUUUAUAUUUAUACAUUGAUUGAUAAAAUAUCAAUCUUCAUUCAUAUUCUUCAGUGAAUAACUUCACAUGAAGGUAAUAAGAAGUAUGAAAGUACAUGAUUGACAUAAUCUCACAGAGCUAUUCUUGUGGCAACAUUAACGAGGGCAUACAUCUUUUCAUGACUCAGUUGUGUGAAAAUGAAUACAUGAUACGAAACAAAAACUCAUAUUGCGAUAUUUGUUUGAAUAGCAUACCCUGUUUAAUUAAAUAAUUUCAAUUUAUGCAUUCUGAAUAAGCAGAAUAUUGAACAAGGCUAGUCUCGAGGCAGUCAAUGCAAAAUAUAUUAAUUUAGUAUAGGUACUUUUUGAAUGUGCACACAUAUUACAUAUGCAAUCAUGUAAUGUUUUAAUUUCUAGGCCCUAAGGACCCAAAGGUCCUAAGGAUGCUAUACAUAAAAAAAAUAUAUAAAAACACUUUACACGCUCGAAAGUGUUUGAUCUACAAAUAGUUUUAAUGUCAGGGCUACAAGUUUAUAAUUUAUAAGAUUUCUUUGAACAGAAAUUUAGUCUGUCUAUGUUUUCAAAAUCCAUUCGAUAGUUGAUACUAUCAUUAUAACAUACUAUACUUAUUAUAACAUUCCCUUUUUAAAAAAACCCUCCUACAAUGUGAUGCGGAAGGAAAAUCAUAAUCAAGCAAAGAUUAUAUGCAUUUUAUUGUCAUUUUUUUAUUAAUUAUACUAUUUUAACUAAUUAAAUUGUAUUAAACUUUGCCAUUUACGUCAACACAGGUGAAAAGUUAAAUUAUUUUAGACCGUUGUAACACCUGUUAUGCAGUUAUUUACUUCAACAUGACUUUGUUAUUAUUGUACAUAUAGAUAACUUGUAAGAAGCAUUAUGUAGAAAACUCUGUAUAUAUUUAAAGUAAUCGUAUACAGUUUUGUAACUAAGUAAUACUAUUGAUAAGCUAUUUAAAUAGAACACACAAUGUUGAUGGAUAAGUUUCGUACAGUUGUAAAAUAAAAUAAUAUUUGUAAAAUUUCUAUUAUAAUUAGAUAUAAAUAUUUUGAAUCGUGUAUCCAAAGACCAAUACUCGCGAAGAUCUAGUGAAUCGCUCUCCAUAUUUCCUCACAAUUCGAUAUCUGUGUGGUUCAAAGUGUUUUCUCUUUAUCUGUUAACUACAAUUGUCUUAAUUGGGACUGCAGACUGUUUGUUACAAAAAUACAACUUGUUUGAUAUUUCACAUUGUUUUACUUUAUAUUUAAGUGCCAUUUCCUCUUAAAGACUUUU